This is a messenger RNA of Closterium sp. Yama58-4, 984 nucleotides long. The record is from the annotation of a GenBank genome assembly. NCBI's taxonomy places the organism in Eukaryota, Viridiplantae, Streptophyta, Zygnematophyceae, Desmidiales, Closteriaceae.
AUGCCAGCAGGUGGGCCAUCAGGACUGGCGGGCGGCGGGGCAGCAGGUGGGGCGAGUGGGGCGAGUGGGGGCCAAUCAGGGCCGCCUCAUGACGCCCGCUCGCUCUCUCCCGCCAUCCCACAGGGGCCGGGGCAGGGGGAGCACAUGCAGGGCCAGGGACAGGGGUUAGGGUUGGGACAGGGGUUAGGGCUAGGGCUGGGGCUGGGGCAGGGAAUGCAAAUCCAGGGGGCAGUGGCGCAGGGGAAUGCAGGCGGGGCACCGCCUUUUCCAGGGGGAAUGCACGCGGGGCACGGGCAAGGGGGGAUGCAAGGGGGGAUGCAAGGGCAAGGGGGAGUGGCUGGAGGGCAUGCACAUGCAGCAGCAGGGGGGGGAAUGCCUGGGCUGGCGAUGCUGCAGCUGCCCGCUGCUGCCCAUGGCACCAUGGCGGGUGGCAUGGGCGCACUGCCAGGGGGCGGGGGAGGCGCUGGGGGAGCAGCAGGAGGGGGAGCAGGCGGAGGGGGGAGUGUGAGCAUGCAGAUGAGCGGAGGGGGAGCAGCGGUAGGGGAGGCGGGGAGGGGAGGGGUGGGGGCGUGGGGUGGUAUGGGCGCGGCAGUAGGGACGGGGGGAAUGGCCCCUGCAGGCUCCCCAGCAGCAGCAGCAGGUGCUGCGAGCACAAGUGCCAUCGCCAUGCCCGGUGCAAGUGGGCUGGGCGACAUGCAGAGCGGUGCUGCAGGUGCAGGGGAGGAGUCAGCAGCAGCGGCAAGCGGGGGUGGCAGCAGCAUUGGCUUUGGUCUCUCCGCUGCUGGCGGCGCUGCUGGCGCUGCUGCUGCUGCUAGUGGUGGGGUUGGUGGGUUGGGUGGAGGCCCGUUUGUGUGCGGUGUAGAUGGGUGCGGAAAGGCGUUUCUGGAUGCAGGGGGGUUGAGGAAGCAUUCGAACGUGCAUGGGGAGAGGCAGUUUGUGUGCCAUUAUGAAGGCUGCGGCAAGGUGAGGGCUGCGGCAAGGUGA